AUGCAAGUGCAGCUCAUUCUUGCGCUCGCGGUGCUCGCGGCCGGCGACGUCGUCCAGGACCUCUUCAUGGAACACAACGCGCAGCGCACGCAGAAUGGCCUCGCGCCGUUCACGUGCCUCGACACGCAGCUCAACGCACUCAGCGCGAGCCAUGUCGACUAUGAGAUUGGCAUUGACAACAUUGACCACAACGGCUUUGACGAGCGCUGCAAGGCCAUCGGCAACGUCGCUUGCGGCGAAAACACGUUGUACGACUACGAAGGCAGCGCCAAGACGAUGACGACGAGCUGGAUGAACUCGGCGGGCCACCGCGCCAACAUUCUCAACCGCGGCUACAACCACGUCGGCUUUGGCGUCAAGAAGUCGCCGACGAGCGGCAAGUGGUUUGCGACUGCAAUCUUUACGAGCGAGAACCCGACCAAAGCCGCGUGCCUCAACGGCGGCAACGCGACGGACUCGCCAACGGCGUAUCCGACCGAGGACCCCGCGGGCGACGAGACCGAAGUGCCCACCGACGAGCCCUCGGACGAGCCGACCGAUGAGCCGACCGAUGAGCCCUCGGACGAGCCGACCGACGAGCCGACCGAUGAGCCGACCGACGAGCCGACCGACGAGCCGACCGAUGAGCCGACCGACGAGCCGACCGAUGAACCGACCGACGAGCUGACCGACGAGCCGACCGAGUACCCUUCUGACGAGCCCUCGGACGAGCCGACCGAUGAGCCGACCGAUGACCCGACGAGUCGCCCGCACACGAAGCGUCCAUGCACGAAGCGUCCGCGUACCAAGCACCCGCACACGAAGCACCCCAAGCCAACCCCCAAUGCCACGACGGAGGUGCCUUCCGAGCUACCGACGGAGGUCCCGACAGACGAGCCGACAGAGUACCCUACCGAGGCCCCUACGGAUGAGUCCACCGACGCCCCCGAUGACGAGCCCAGUGCUAAGUCCACCGACGAACCCAGUGACGAGCCGACUGACGAGCCUAGUGAUGAGCCCACCGACGAGCUGACAGAAGAGCCCAGUGGUGAGCCCAGUGACGAGCCUACGGAUGAACCUAGCGAUGAGCCCAGCGAUGAGCCCAGCGAUGAACCUACGGAUGUGCCUUCAGACGAGCCGACCGACGAGCCCAGCGAUGCGCCGACAGAGGCACCUACCAAGCAUCCGCAUACCAAGCAUCCGCACACCAAGCACCCGCACACCAAGCCGCCGUGCCCUUCGUCUUCGGGCUCGCACGAUGACAACUACUAA
Saprolegnia parasitica CBS 223.65 is the source of this 1251-nucleotide messenger RNA. RefSeq lists its product as hypothetical. NCBI's taxonomy places the organism in Eukaryota, Oomycota, Saprolegniomycetes, Saprolegniales, Saprolegniaceae. The record is from RefSeq and is a predicted model, not a curated record. The transcript has a single exon. The coding region runs from base 1 to 1251 and encodes 416 amino acids.